AGACAGUUUUAUGUUCUGUCCAAACGUGGUGAAUCGAGUGCUGAAUCUCUUUCUGUAGGAACCCUCGAAAGGAACUCUCUAAAAUGUCGCAGCUACCAUUGCUGCUUCUUAUAGUUUCUGCAUCCGUGGUCCUCGGCGGAUAUAGUUCCUCCACCGAUGAGGCUGGAUCAACAGAUGCCUCCAAUUCCAUUGGUGGCACCAAGUGCGACAAGAACCCGCUGAGUGAACUUACGUUCCAGCUGAGUGGCAGCAGCCUCCACUGGCCCUGUGAGUCCACCAAGAACAUAUAUGUCCAAUCCGGCAGAUAUGUGCCCCGGAAUGUGAUUGUGACUCGGGCUCAGCUGCAGAGGGAUUCCGCCUUUGUGGCUCUGCCUAGGUACAAACAGGGCGUGCCCUUCACCCUGGGUAAGGUCAACCUGAAGAAGGGCGAGUGCCUGACCAAGAUCGCCCCGUAUCCCUGCUGGGCCAUCCAGGAGGAGGGCAACUGCCAGGCCCUUCAAUCAGUCGUGGACAUCGCCGUCGAUCAGAAUGGACUUCUUUGGGCCUUGGACGUAGGCAUUGUCAACACUCUGGAGCAGCCCAUCCGUAGGUGCAGCCCAAAGAUCGUGGCCAUAAACACGGCCAACAACAAGGUGGUCAAGAGCAUCGACCUAAGUGACCUGGUCACCUCGGAGAGUCGUCUGCAGUUUAUUGUGGUCGAUUACUCCAAGGACAAUAAGCCAUUCGUUUAUGUGGCUGAUGCCGGAGCACGGAGCAUCCUGGUGUACGACAUCACCGGCAACAAGUCCUACCGUAUUGUCCUGCCGAAGGCCACCGCCCCCACCACCGAUGUCCUUUACGUGGCCCUCACCUCGAAACCGGACGGAACCUCCACCUUGUUCUUCAGCUACUUAAGCUCUUCACGUCUCUACUCCAUUAAGGGCGAGUAUUUGCGUGUGGGCCAGGGAGCUGGUUCCAUCAUCGAUGUGGGUCCCAAGCCCUACGGAAAACAAGCGGUUCUCCUGGGCGCAGAUGGAGGCACCUCUCUCUUCUUCCGCUACAAGGGCGAGAACGACAUUUACCUGUGGGACUCGGAGACCUGCUUCAAGGCCGCCAAUCUGCAAGAGGUGCAACGGGGUGGUGACUGCCGUCUUUCCACCCAAGUCCUGCCAGGACACAAGCGGUUCAUGUGGGCACUGGAGAGCAACUUCCACGACUUCAUCUCUGAUCGAACGGGCUGCAACGGAGCUUCGAUCGUCCUGCAUCCGGUGGUGCGGGAGUGCGACGACUGAACCAAGAUAACUUCAUUUUAUUAGGUUUAAGAUUCCAUUGAAUUGUUGUCGUUAUAGAGUCGUCAUUACAAUUUUUGUGAAUGUUUGAAAUCUGUUUUAAAUUUAUUAACAAAAA
Drosophila eugracilis is the source of this 1386-nucleotide messenger RNA. Its product is annotated as major royal jelly protein 1. The record is from RefSeq and is a predicted model, not a curated record. NCBI's taxonomy places the organism in Eukaryota, Metazoa, Arthropoda, Insecta, Diptera, Drosophilidae. The coding region runs from base 84 to 1271 and encodes 395 amino acids. Gene Ontology annotation, cellular component: extracellular region. The transcript is spliced from 3 exons.